GUCUAUCUUAGAGUUUGCUGUGAUCAUCGUUGGCAUAUACUUCUGUUACCAGUUCUACGCUGUCUUCCAGACCAAGGAGCGGACGACGGACAUUGUCAAUGAGAUUCGUGCCAAGGGCUGGGACGUCAGUGAUGACGACCAAUCCGUGAUUGAGCGGAUGUUUGAUAUCUGUGAAGUUGCAGCAGAAGACAUCCUCAGCCUUCGCUUACUAGCCGCCAACUACACGCUGAUCCUCACAUUCCGCUUCUUCGCCAACUUCCGGGCGCAGCCGCAGCUGGCCAUCAUCACGAAAACUUUGGGUGCGCUGAUCGUGGAGAUCAUUCACUUCAUUGUUGUCUUUAUUCCGGCCUUCUUGAUCUAUGU
Messenger RNA from Symbiodinium necroappetens, 363 nucleotides. The record is from the annotation of a GenBank genome assembly. NCBI's taxonomy places the organism in Eukaryota, Dinophyceae, Suessiales, Symbiodiniaceae.